Molecule: messenger RNA, 1059 nt
Organism: Daldinia loculata
Lineage: Eukaryota; Fungi; Ascomycota; Sordariomycetes; Xylariales; Hypoxylaceae
Exons: 2
Coding region: 1-1059 (352 amino acids)
Source: RefSeq, a predicted model, not a curated record
AUGAACGCUAUUCGCGGCUUAUGGCCUACUAUAGUUCGGCGUAUUGUUCAAGGAGAUGUGCUUGACAUAUCCCUUUCUAGACGGUCUAUUGAGGCCCUAGUGUCUCGUGUCGAUAAGUCUGGAGAGGGAAAAUUGAAUGCCUUCAACAUUAUUGGAGGUAUCCAGCUCGCCAUAUCCGUCCUAUGUUUCCUUACAUUUUCGUAUGUUCUGGGAAAUGUCUUCCUAAUAUUGGCUUCCGUCGAAACUGAUGCUCCUGCAUCUUAUACUCAAGUACCCGGCGAGAUGAUUGAUGAAGAAGCUGAGGGUCCCAAAGACCCAGCCGAUGAAGAGCAUGGCAUGUUAGCACGGCCGGUCACAUCUAAUCUUCGUUCUACCUGUCGCCGUCUGCUCUCUAUCGGUGGCAAGAAGUCCCUUUUUCGAGGGUUUGCCUGCUUCGUAGCCUACCGUCUUGCUAUCUAUCCGAUUACAUUUCUUCUCGGACUGAUCCCAUUUAUGCCCAGGAUAGCUUCUGCGGGUAUCGCGUCACUAAUCACCAUGCAGCUCCACACGGCAUGGACGCACAUUGUUAUUUCGGAGCCCAGCGCGAAGCCAUUCUGGCGUCGUCUACCGCGAUUUGAUCUCGUGCUUCGCGCUACUGCUGUCCCCACUGUGAUUCUCGGUAGCAUUACAGGAUUCGAGCAGGUGGUAACUGGAUCGGUAGCAACUAGCAUGAUUGCCCUUACACCGCCCGGUCUCUUGUUGCUCCUGAUUUUCCACUUAGUAUAUACCUUCAUCGCUAUUAUGCCGGCCGAGGCCGUCCUAGCUCGCGUACAAGCUUCCCUCCUCCCCGAGGAAGAUCGGCCGAUUAUCUCGCUAGACCUGGUGUUCGAUCAACAGAAAGCCGAGGGCAAGGAGUAUAUCUCUACUCAUGAGGCCUACCAGUCCGUGUCACGCGCCACGUGGAAAAGACUGUAUAUGUUACAUGUCAAGUUUUAUGGGCUUUCCUUUCUAGCAUUUAAUCUUAUAGGGGCUAUCGGGUAUAUGGAAACCAUCAUCGCCCGUAAAUUUAAAGCAGCUUAG